AUGUAUGAGCUGCCCCAGGCCAAUGGGAGAUGGUCCUCAUGGCCUGCCUCUAUUGGCUGCCUCGGACCACAUCGCAGACCCCAGUCCAGUAGGCGAGACGGGUGCGAUGGCGUCGGUAUCAAGCGUCACCGCCUCCUCCUAUCCCACUACACACAAACUCCAUCUACCUACCAGCCACAUAUCUCUCACAAUCAUCUCCAAACCCCAUCUUCUCAGCUACCAAACAAAACAUCUCCGCCCAAGUCACGAGAAACAAUCAUCAUCACGGCCGCUCCAUCCAUCCCUAGCCCCGGUAAUCACAAGCGCACUAGCGCCAUAUCCAAUCUUAGUCCCCGUCCUUACUCCCCGACAGCCACCACAAUCAUCACCGACCUAUCCUUCAACCAGGCAAAGAUCAGCCUCAUACCUGAAACACUGAAACUCGCGAAUGCCUGUACGACACGUGCUGAUCCCAGCCUCUCAACCCGGACACAAGACGUAAACGACAGCUAG
This is a messenger RNA of Parastagonospora nodorum SN15, 492 nucleotides long. RefSeq lists its product as hypothetical. The record is from RefSeq and is a predicted model, not a curated record. The coding region runs from base 1 to 492 and encodes 163 amino acids. The transcript has 3 exons. NCBI's taxonomy places the organism in Eukaryota, Fungi, Ascomycota, Dothideomycetes, Pleosporales, Phaeosphaeriaceae.